Fulvia fulva is the source of this 690-nucleotide messenger RNA. RefSeq lists its product as uncharacterized. Bases 1 to 690 code for a protein of 229 amino acids. The transcript has 2 exons. Lineage: Eukaryota; Fungi; Ascomycota; Dothideomycetes; Mycosphaerellales; Mycosphaerellaceae. The record is from RefSeq and is a predicted model, not a curated record.
AUGCACUACCCACCCACCCUCCGCGCCCGCCUCAGCACCAAACGCCGCGACAAACGCACCUUCUGCCAACGCCUAGCCCGCAUCCUCGCCCACUUCGACGCCCACCCCGAAGUAUGGCACAACACCCUCUACACCAAUAAAAAACCACCCCCCUACCUCCGCCUCCCCUCCGAGCUCCGCCAAUCAAUCCUCUCCCUCGUCAUCGACGACGACCAGAUCCUCCUAUGCCCGCGGCCCAACAGCGAUACGCGCGACCUGGCCGUUGUCGACAAGACGUUCGCAGGCGAUGUGAGGGGGGGGGUCGCGAGGGCGAGGUUGGGGGAGCAGAGUGGGCGUGAGCAUGAGCGUGAGCAGUAUGGUAUCGAUGAGGGCGGCGAGGGUGGCGAGGGCAGCGAAGAUGACUUUGUGGUGAAGCGGUGGGGUGGCUUCCACUGGAGAAGCGACGGGAAUGAAGAGUACAAUGACAGGUACUUCGAUGGUUGGAAUAAGCGGAGGCAAAACUUCGGCACGAAGGAGGAGCGCAAGACACGGAGGGAGGAGGCCGUGAAGGCUGAGAAGGACAAGAAAGAGGCAGUGAGGCAGGGUUUGGUAGAUCGUGCGAAGCGAGAGUGGGAGGAGAAGAACCCGGAGGAUGCAAGGCUGGCGGCUUUGCGAGCGAGCUAUUUGAAGAGGCGGCCGGUGGAGUAUUGA